Messenger RNA from Porites evermanni, 3636 nucleotides. Lineage: Eukaryota; Metazoa; Cnidaria; Anthozoa; Scleractinia; Poritidae. The record is from the annotation of a GenBank genome assembly.
AUGGCUCCCAAAACUCCAGUUGGAAAGAAAGGUGAAAAGAAAGCAGGCAAAAAGGCCAAUGUUGAUAGCAAGAAGAAGAGGAGGGGAAAGAGAAAGGAAAGUUAUGCUAUCUACAUCUACAAGGUGUUGAAACAGGUUCACCCUGACACUGGAAUCUCCAGCAAAGCCAUGGGCAUCAUGAACUCGUUCGUCAACGACAUCUUCGAGCGUAUCGCCACCGAAGCUUCCCGCCUUGCCCACUACAACAAGAAAUCAACCAUCAGCUCCCGCGAGAUCCAGACCGCCAUCAGGCUGCUUCUGCCCGGUGAACUGGCAAAACACGCUGUCAGUGAAGGAACCAAGGCUGUGACCAAGUACACCAGCAGCAAGUAAAUUCACUGAGUGAGUUUACCGCCAAAACCAAAGGCUCCUUUAGGAGCCACCAACUGUUAUAAAAGCCAAUGAUCAUUUCUUAUUUCCAAAGUGUCUGUCCAACAGUCCAUUUUCACAAGCCGGUGCUGCAUUACGUUGAUGGAUACUGAGUUUAAAAUCGCGUUUUGGUUGACCGCAAUAAUUCCAAUUGGCUUUGCGCGCAAAUUGAACUAAGUUUUCCCGACAAUUCACUACAAAAGCUUAAACACGAUAUUCAAAAUACAAUGCGGCAGGUUUCCAAAAGGAAUUUCAAAGGCACUUCUGAGCCAAAUUUCUCUCUUUCUUUCAGUUUGGGUUUUGCGCGCGCAAAGUACGUAACUAGAUUAUGAGCCGCAUCGCUUCUUCUAUUAGGAGCGGGGUACGAAUACCACAAAACGGCACAGAAAUAUGUAUAAGCACCACACAAAAUAACAUAAGAAAACUGCAUUGAAAUUACCCGAAAAUUUCUGAAUACCGCAAGCCGCUUGUUUUGUAAAACCGCAAUACCGCAACUUAAAAUAAAAAUUCCCGCAAAACCGCAAACCCGUACGUCCCCUUCUAUUAGACCUAGGCAACGCAUGUACUUAAGUAAAAUGCUGAGCUUUUUUUAAAAAAAAAAGACUUUCAGCUUUUACUUCAAAUUCAAGCAACCUUUAGAAAAAUAGUUCCGAAGGCCGUCUAGGCCAUGGUUUAAGUAAAGCGUGACAAUGGCCGAAGAAAAUGGAGUUAGUGUAAUUUAUGCAAGCCAGAAUAAAUUGCCUGCUACGCGCCGCAUCGGUGCAAAGCGUGACGCUAAAAAAGGAAUGAAAAGCAAAUUGAAGGACGAACUGAAACAAAUUUCUUUUCACGAGAGCGCAAAGAGGAUCUUCAAGUAGCUGUGUUUUGUAAAUUGCCCCUGAAUGCCAUUCGCUGCAUUUGUGCUUGUUUGGCACGCUGAUGUGCUUUGGUGUAGGGCUCGCACUGUCACAGUCCAAUGAAAAAUAUGCUAAUUUCCUGACUCUUUUAGUUCUUUUGUUGAAAUGAGUCGCAAUGUCAGAAAAAAAAAAAAGAAAAGAAACCUUAAACCAGUGAUCACUGUAUCACUGUCUCUGCCUCAAGUCAAGAAAGAAAUGUUCCGGUAUGAACCAGAACCAAGAAUAGAUUUCAAAUAAUUUUCAUAGGAAGAGGCUGUAUCUAGAUUGAUUUCCGUAGCGGGUUAUCUAACAAAAAGCUAGCAGUAUUUAAGGGUGUCAACUACCCAUGGAACUCUUACAACCUAUUUGCUUACGUCCAAAGAAGUAAAGGAACACAUCCACAAUAUAAUAUUGGCGUUUCCUUUACUAGAAAACGAAAGCAAAUUUUGAAAUUCAGUCCGGUGGACUAAAGUAGCGGUGGAUAGCAAGCCACCAAUCAAAUUUUACCAAUAUAAAGUGAAAACAAUCAAGGCAAAGAAAGGCAACUUUCGUCCAAUCAAACGAGGGGGAUUUCGAUCCGCGCAUAAAUUAUCUAUAAGAUAAAUAGCGCUAUCGUCGACGCGAUAAUUCAUUACAUUGCAGCAGCAAUCUUAACAAUAUGGCUCCCAAAACUCCAGUUGGAAAGAAAGGUGAAAAGAAAGCAGGCAAAAAGGCCAGUGUUGAUAGCAAGAAGAAGAGGAGGGGAAAGAGAAAAGAAAGUUAUGCUAUCUACAUCUACAAGGUGUUGAAACAGGUUCACCCUGACACUGGAAUCUCCAGCAAAGCCAUGGGCAUCAUGAACUCGUUCGUCAACGACAUCUUCGAGCGUAUCGCCACCGAAGCUUCAAAAUCAACCAUCAGCUCCCGCGAGAUCCAGACCGCCAUCAGGCUGCUUCUGCCCGGUGAACUGGCAAAACACGCUGUCAGUGAAGGAACCAAGGCUGUGACCAAGUACACCAGCAGCAAGUAAAUUCACUGUGUGAGUUUACCGCCAAAACCAAAGGCUCCUUUAGGAGCCACCAACUGUUAUAAAAGCCAAUGAUCAUUUUAUAUUUCUUUAGUCUCUGUAAAACAGUCGAUUUUUUUCAACCCAGCACUGCAUCACAUUGACCGCCGGACAUUGAGAAUAAAAUCGCCUUUUUGAUGACCGCAGUAAUUCCAAUUGGCGUUGCGCGCAAAUUGAACUAACUGUUCCUACAACUUUUUUUCUUUUCCAUUUACUGCACUUAAGAAGCUUGAAGAUAAUAGUCGAGAUUUGAUGCGGCAGGUUUCCGAAAAGAAUUUCUAAGGCACUUCUGGGUCAAAUGUCUUUCAUUCCCUCAGUCCGGAUUUUGAGCGCGCAAAGUACGCAACUGGAUUAUGUGCGGUGGCAUAUCUUCCAUUAGAUCUGACCAGAUCGAAACAACGGACACAACAGUGUAUGUAUGUUCAAUGUUGCCAGAACAGUAAAUGCUUAGCUUUCCGAAAACUUUUUAGUUGUGACUUUAAAUUCAAGUAACCUACAGAAAAAAAGGAUCGAAGGCCGUUUAGCCCAGGAUUUAGACAAAGCGUGAAAGAGUAAUUUAUGCAAGCCAGCAUUGCAAGUGCUGCAGAGUGCUUAGCCGAGCUUGACGUAAAAGGCAAACUGAACCAGGAACUGGAACAUAUUUUUCUGACGAGUGGGCAAAAAUGACAUUCAAGAAUCUGCAAUAUUUUUUAUAGUUGCCCUUGGAUGCCUUUUGCUACAUUUAUCCUCUUGGCCCGCUGACAAAAUGGGUGCAAGGUUCGCACAAGCCAUAGUUCAAGAAAAAAUUAUGCUAAUGAUGCUUCAGUACUUUUGUUGAAAUGGGUCGCAAAGGCAAAAAAGUUAUCGUUAAGCAAACGGACGCAACAUUGUUGGAUGUUACAUGUUGCGUCCGUUUGCACACCCUGUUGCAUGUUGUUGGAUGUUGUUGCGCGUUGUUGCGCAAAGUUUGAAACCGGUCAAAUUUUUCAGCCAACAACUCCCAAUAUUUUUUUUAUUCCGUGAUCGCCGAAGCGUAGCGCAACAAUGUUGGAUCCGUUUGCACAGUUCUUCCAAUAUUCUUGGGGCCACGCACGCUCAUUACGCAUGGUUUACAAAAACUUAUGGGUUGUAUCCUAUCCACGAUGCACUGCAGGUCCCACACCACUGCCAACACGGAGGCAACAACUCCCAACAUUGUUGGCGCAACAAUGUUGGGAGUUGUUGCGUCCGUUUGCACGCAGCCUUAAACCAGUAAGCGCUGUGCCAAAGAGACAACGGUCUUACGUCAAGAAAGAAAUUAAACAGGAUAAAGACAUAAGAGCAACAUGA